Molecule: messenger RNA, 900 nt
Organism: Micromonas commoda
Lineage: Eukaryota; Viridiplantae; Chlorophyta; Mamiellophyceae; Mamiellales; Mamiellaceae
Exons: 1
Coding region: 1-900 (299 amino acids)
Source: RefSeq, a predicted model, not a curated record
AUGGACAGGCUCGACCGCAUCUUCCAGGAGGCGCAGAACCGCGCCGCCUCGGAGGACGGCGGGCCCAAGCGGGGGCUGGAGGCCGCGCUGGCCAGGGACGGGGAGGACGACGCGUCGAAACGCGCGGCGAUGUCCGUCGCCGAUCGCGUCCUCGCCGACUACGAGCGGGGCGAUUACUUCUCGUGCCUCGGGCUGCCUCCGCCCGAUUGCGACGACGCCGGCCGCCCCGUGUGGGACGUGACGGACGCCGCCAUCAGCAAGGCGUACAGGCGCGCGUCCCUCGCGGUGCACCCCGACAAGAACCCGACCCCGGAGGCCAAGGCCGCCUUCGACAAGCUCAACGACGCGGUCAGGGCGCUGCGCGACGACGUGCGGCGCGGGGAGGCGCUCCGGACCUUCGCCGACGUCGCGUUCAAGGAGAAAUGCCGCGCGAACCCGGAGCUCAUGGCCAAGGCGAGAAAGGAUCAGGAGAGAAGGGACGCGGCGGACUACGGCGCCGCGAUACGCGCGCAGCAGGCGCAGCAGCUGGAACGGGCCAUGGCGCGACGCGAGAAGGUUCACGCGGCGCUCAGGCGAAGGCGCGGCGGGGACGACGACGCGAGCUCUUCCGACGCGUCCACCGACGGCGACUCGGACGACGCCGCGAGGGAGGUGGACGCCGAGAAGAAGAAGAAGAAGAAGGGCGAGGGGAGCGGCGGCGGCCGGGUCGAGGCCGAGAGGGGGGCGAGUUCGGCGGCGGCGGUCGCGAACGGCGGCGGCGGCGACGUGAAGCGGCGGAGGUUCGGAGUCGGGGGAAGGCGAGGCGGCAUCCGCGCGGCGAAGGAGGAUUCGGACGAGGACGACGGCGGACUCGCGCGACCGGUGCUCGGAGCCAAGAAGAAGCCGCGGUUCAUCAUGUGA